AUGGAUUCUAGCCUCAGAAUUCAGUUCAAGAAUGAGCCCAUUAGCGAUACUCAGGAUGAAGGCAGCCAAGGCCAUCCCAUCCGUGGGGAGAGGGCCACCGAGAGUGCCGUCCGCGACAACGACGAUCGCAUCUUCACUAACAGCGCCUUGACAGGAACCCCUUUCCAUCUGGCAUCAUUCGAAGAACUCUCCACACAAAGUACCCUUCUUGGAUCAGACACACUACAUACAGAUAGCCCGCUCUUUGAUAAAUCAGAAGUCUUCUAUGAAGUGACAGGGGAAGACCGCCACAUCGCUCAGCCCAAACUCGAUGCAAAGCUUCAUAAAGGCUUCUUCAAAGUCAACGACAAAUGGACUACGUACCGCCGCAACUACUUCUCAGUUGGGGUUGCUGUUUCCUUUCCUCAGGACAUCCCCAACGGUCUGUAUGUACAGCACGGAGGAGAAGAACUCCGGCGAAUACACGCCUUUUCCGUGAAGGUUUCGGCGAGUGUUCACGGCAAGGAUGGUGAAAGCCGUAGAUUGAUACAACACGGACCUAAAAGAGUUCGGAACAGUGCCGAAGCACCAGAAGAGAUCUGCUGGUUUCCACACACCAUUAGUACAACCGGUGAAGAGGCAGCGAGCCGAUCCGAAGAAUCCAAUAUCCCCCGCAAUGUCGAGUUACCCGAGAACAAUGCAGGAGAUAGCAGACUUUUUUCUCACACUUUCGAGAGGAUACAGUUCGAGAGGGCUACGUUAAACAAUGGCAAAAAAGAGUCACGGCAGCAAUACUUCAAUAUCGUGAUUGAGCUUAAUGCGCAGAUCUCGGGAGGGGAGAAUAGUCGAGGCUUGCACUGGCUGAGGAUCGCCCGAAUAACCUCAGAGCCAAUCAUCGUACGUGGCCGAUCGCCAGGUCAUUAUAAGGAUGGAAGGAGAGAUAAUCAUGAUUCCAUUCGUCAUGGUGGCGAUGACAUGGGCCUAGAUAAUCUCACGGCAUUACCUAUAAUUCCACUCGGCAUCCACCUUAAACACGUGAACCCAGUGCUCGACCCUGAUCUGUAUUUUGGAAUAUUGGGGGAUAUUGAGUGGAAAGUUGCACAAAUCUGCCCUCUCAUCUUGCAGGCAAUGUCCUUAGCGACUUGGCCCGAGACGGUUGCCAUCCUCAUGCGAAUACUGAACCAUGCCAGGAAGGGGUUAGAGCUCAUGAAGCUUGAGCACUUCGCAGAGAACGGGUUCAGUGUUCUCAUUGAACAGCCAGAUGAUAGAGGAAUUGUCAAGGCCGUAUCAUGUGGUAACGAGGUUUUGGACAAUCUCAUCUCAAUUCUCGACCCAAGCACUGGCAUACAAAACCCGGAUUCAGAGUGCCUAGCCAAUAUGAAUAAAGCAGCGAGCGCUACUUUCGCCCAUUUGGGGCUCAAAAUAUGGCCUGCCAAUAGACCGAGUGAGAUUAUGCUUCAAUUCACUGCCUUGGUCUGUAUGCUUGGCUUAGGUUUGGUGUCAUACUCAGGAUCACACGCGUCCGCUUUUCAUGAGAAGUAUUUGGACUCAGUCACGGAUUUCAAAUUUCCUUUGUCGGAGGGUAUCGACGGUAAUUUGUCUAUUUUCCUCCGUCAGGUCAAUUUGAGCUGCCUUCAUGCAUAUAUUGGCGGGCCUGUCUGGGCGUUCUGCCUUGGAGACACAGAAACGGCUGACAAAAGAACAUUGGUUAUUUCACUCGAAUUAUUGGCAGACCUCUGGGGUCCAUUGAGAAUAUCAUAUACCAGCGAAGGCUUGAUUCUGGCUAUUGCAGUUGAACGGGGGACUAUCGUCGGUAUAAGACCUCAGGCUGACAGAGAAGACACCGUGAGUUGUCAUUGGUUUCAAUGGGGUGAGAAGUUGCCCGAAUCACCUUUUGCCUUUGAAAAGACAACUCUGCUCGCCAUCGGGUCAUCAUCCGUCACUUCUACACAAAAUAUGGAGACAGCGCAGUAUAAUUUCAAUCAAAUAUACGUUGGACUGGGGCCGAAACUGCGGGAUACUAGUGAAUUAACCUUACUCGGGGUCGAAAGAUCGAACUGGGCGGCCGAUACCUUAAGUGCAAAUGUUGGCUUCUCCAAGUUCGUCAAUAUGAGCGCUGGAGUGAGUUUCAAGAAAAUUCCAGGGCGGUCGAUGAAAUCUAUGCUCUUGUUUCAAUGGCAGGAUGACUAUCCAGAUCCGCAAACACUGCAGGUGAGAAUGGGGUUAGAGAUCAGUGCAUUGACUGGAGAUGCGCUUCGAAUGCCCCUUUGGAGACUGUUCCAGGUGGAGACAAUCAGGGACUAUGUGAGCCGUGUUUUUCCAGACCAUUCAUCUCGGCCCACGGACACAAUUUCCUUCCUGGACGCAUUCAAUGAUGACUUCCAGCAAUUUCUGAAGUCAUGGUCCGCAAACGCGGACUUCCGUUCCUCGGCAAGAAUCAUUAUUCGCACUAUUCUAGCCAAUCUGCAAUACACCGGGCCGGCGGAAGGAGGCAAUCUCCGUGCAUGGUAUGUGGAGAACGGCGGAUGCUUGCAAAUUCAGAAAUGUGAUCGACACCCCUGGCUUGCGUUGUUACGGGAUUCCGAGUAUGAAUCUUCAGUCGCUCUCAUAAGUAAUCGGCCCGUCCACUCCGGCCUUUCAACGGCGUCAUCAGGGGAUCAUCCAAUGGAUGACAGAUGGGGCACACUGCUUCAUACCAGGAUCAUUCCGAAGCCCCAUCUUCAACAACCGAGGAAAUUAAAUCUUAAGGGUAAGACAAGACAUAGUUCACAGUCGUCCAAUAGUCAAGCACCAUUGUACGAGCCAACACCACCAGGCCGUCACCUCAGAAGUAAUCCCCGCGGACUUGAACUAAUGCCCUACGGAUCAGCGCUUAGUGAAAGCAUGUGCUUAGAUCGCACAAGCCACGCAGCCAAUGCAGUUCUAAUGCACACACUGAAGAGGGCAAUGGAACAGCCAAUCCUGGCCACUUUGAGAAAGGUUGUAAAUGGAUACGCCGCCCUCGAGCUCUCGGAGGUCCCAUCUCGCGACGGUAAGCCCAAUAUACUUCAGCUCAAGUCUUCUCGCUUGAGUGGGAUUCUUCCCUUGAGGUAUACAGACUCCAAGGCCAGCAUGCUCUACAAGGAAGCUACAGGGUACGACCAACAUGGUUCUAUCGAGGUUUAUAUUAUAUAA
Aspergillus tubingensis is the source of this 3153-nucleotide messenger RNA. RefSeq names its product p53-like transcription factor. Gene Ontology annotation, molecular function: DNA-binding transcription factor activity; DNA binding. The coding region runs from base 1 to 3153 and encodes 1050 amino acids. Lineage: Eukaryota; Fungi; Ascomycota; Eurotiomycetes; Eurotiales; Aspergillaceae. The transcript has 3 exons. Gene Ontology annotation, cellular component: nuclear chromosome. Gene Ontology annotation, biological process: positive regulation of transcription by RNA polymerase II; meiotic cell cycle. The record is from RefSeq and is a predicted model, not a curated record.